Molecule: messenger RNA, 1495 nt
Organism: Linum tenue
Lineage: Eukaryota; Viridiplantae; Streptophyta; Magnoliopsida; Malpighiales; Linaceae
Source: the annotation of a GenBank genome assembly
CGUUUCUACCGCUCCUCAUGAGUCAUGACCCGAACGGGGCAAGCUCACGGAGACGACGAAAAUAUCGCCGCCCACCGCUCACCCUCCGCAGAAAAUCUUCCACGGCGAUACAACGACGAAAGCGCUGGUUAGCGAGCCGACAGCUCUGGAAGAUAAACCUGUCACGAGCUUUUGCGACACGUGUACAGUGGACACCUGUCCCCUUCCGCAAGCAAAAGAAAAAGUUUCCUACGCAGUCAUAUUUAUUGGGGGAAACGAAAUGACAAUAAUAGAGACAGAAAACACCCGCGCUCCCUUCUAGGCUGAAAGUAAGAAAGAGAGUGAGUGAGUUCUGCAAGAAGCGAGUUGGGGGCGAGCUGGGUGUGGGGAAAGUGAAGGAAGGGAAAGGAAGAAUUGACUAUUGAGGUUUGAGGAGCAAAAAUGGAGGGCGAGCCGACUCGCAUAAUGAUCGCGGUGAACGAGUCAUCAAUCAAGAAGUAUCCGCACCCGUCCAUCAGCUGCAGGGGAGCUUUCGAGUGGACUCUGGAGAAGAUCGUCCGCUCCAACACUUCUGGAUUCAAGCUCCUCUUCCUCCACGUCCAAAUCCCCGACGAGGAUGGUUUCGAUGACGUGGACAGCAUAUUCGCAUCUCCUGAUGAUUUCAAGCAAAUGGCUCGUAGGGACAAGGCUAGGGGUCUUCAUCUGCUAGAGUAUUUCGUGGAUAGGUGCCAUGAGCUUGGGGUUGCCUGUGAGGCCUGGAUUAAGAAGGGUGAUCCGAAGGAGGUGAUCUGUCGCGAAGUGGACCGUGUUCACCCGGAUUUCCUGGUCGUUGGAAGCCGGGGUCUCGGCCCUUUCCAGAGGUAUGGUGAUCUGUUGUUUCAUAAACACUUGCAAUCUAUUGAACUACUGGCCCAUUUUGUAGACAUUGAACGGUAACUUAGGACUUGUGCACUUCAUGGCAUUGACUGGGAGAGUUCUUUCUUGCUUUGAUGGUAAUACUUUGGCAGGGUGUUUGUUGGGACAGUGAGUGAGUUUGCCCAGAAACAUGCCGAGUGCCCCGUGAUCUGUAUCAAACGCAGAGCUGAUGAGACCCCUCGGGAUCCAGUUGACGACUGAUGUCCGCAUGCAAUUGUUCUUUCUCCGUGUGAUCGAUUCUGAUACUGUAAGAUUGCGGUUUUCAGCGUGUGAAUGAAAGAUUGAGAGCAUAUGAAGUGGAUGAACUGAGUGUUAGUACUUGGUAGUAUGGAAGAUGAAAGACGAAAGACCGGUAAUUCUUUUGUUCUUUUGGUGGAACAGUACUCCUGGAAUUCGGCUCGGAAUUUUCUCUGCUUCCUGUCUUGUAUAAUGCCAUUGCCUCACUAUAGCGAUAAAAUACUACACUUCGAGAGUACAAUAGCGGGAACUAUAUUUACUGCUUGUGAGGGAGCAAAAAUGAUGCCAUGAUUUUGCGUUGUGUUGCCAUCCAAUAAAAAGUUGGGACAAACACACAAGCUUAUCCAAAAAACAAUAUCUAGCG